AUGUCUGACGAUGCAGCGCAGCGCGAUCCCGAGCGGUACUUCCUCUACACCGUCAUCCGGAUCGAAUAUCCUCUCUGUGGAGUUCGCCAAGAUGAUGCUGCCUACCGCGUCCGAUCCACGAAGCGUACCGACGAUGCAUCGACCGUCUUGGGUUAUGACGAGGACGGAUUGGUUGAGAAGAAGAAGACGACGAGCUGGAUUGGAAUGCGAUGCACACCCAAAAGGCGGAUUCUGUUCGAUGGCGAGAGAGCGCUUUCGGAAGAAAGUGGAACUCGGUUGCGGAUACAGUUGUAA
Pseudozyma hubeiensis SY62 is the source of this 294-nucleotide messenger RNA. RefSeq lists its product as hypothetical. The coding region runs from base 1 to 294 and encodes 97 amino acids. The transcript is spliced from 3 exons. Lineage: Eukaryota; Fungi; Basidiomycota; Ustilaginomycetes; Ustilaginales; Ustilaginaceae. The record is from RefSeq and is a predicted model, not a curated record.